This is a messenger RNA of Zootermopsis nevadensis, 630 nucleotides long. The record is from RefSeq and is a predicted model, not a curated record. NCBI's taxonomy places the organism in Eukaryota, Metazoa, Arthropoda, Insecta, Blattodea, Termopsidae.
CACCGAAUGGCGACGCUACAAGAAACACUGUUCGCCAUUACCACCGCCGUAUUGUUCCUGGUAACCACUAUGACCCUUUCACACGACACGAACAAAGGAAAAUCUUUACAUCGAGAACGUCGAGUCUUGGUGUUCACAUCUGGAGCAGUAAUGCAGAUGACUAUUGGAAUAUCGACUCCAGUGAGUGCCCCAAAUAGGACGGUCCUCAUUUCCUUGGGAAUUCAGUUAGUUUUCGGCUUACCAACAAACGCAACGAUGUGGCAUACAUCACCAGACAUAAUGUCGAAGAGGGAAGUAUCCAACACGACCCUACAGAGCAUUUACGUCCCUCUUGAAUCAUUUCUUGAAGGCUACGGCUUUCAUGGCCGAACGUGUGUCCUCAGAAGCAUCUGCGAGGCAGCUCGUUGGCCAUUCCACUUCGAAGAAACGCACCUCCUCGACGAGGUGAUGCACGCAAUUUUGACCGAUAACACUCAAAUCCUAGAGAAUCUUCCAGUUGAGAAGCAAUAUUUAGCUGCAGAAUGCCUUGGCAAAUCCAAAGGGAACUGCCAAACUGCAUAUCCAGGCUGUCCAAAAUCCCCAUUGGACUUCAUCUCCCAAGAACUCAACACGGAUAUACUUGUCGAAUGA